CUUCUUAGUCAAGACUCCAAAGUACCUACUAUUACCUUGCUCUACUAGGUACUGCACUCCGUGACUGGCCUUACUUGAACUUGCCUCUUCUCUUAAACCUUUCCCCCCCUCCCCUUCGCUUUCUUUGUCUCACCUUGGAUUUUGCAACUCGCUCAAAGAAGCCUCAAACCAACUGAUUAUCCUGUGACUCGACCUAGAUCUGUCAAACAAUUUUUAUUUUUUUGCCAAUUCAUCUUCGUCGUCCUCCUCAACCUCUGCUUGGCAUCCUACGUAUCUUAGACUCAAAAAUUCCAACCACUUUCACUUGGAUACAACCGUUGCCGCAAGCACGUCAAAACGUGGGAUUUACAACAGCGGGGCAAUCUCUUAUCAACGCUUUUUCUCGACAACAUUCCCUCAGUCGCAAAGUAACGGGCGCUUGGGCUAGAUCUCGACGUUCUUGGUCCGUAACAUUCCUUCACUGGCGACAGCGCCCUCGUCCUCGCCAUCACAAGCCUGGGACUUACCAGAAUAGCAGACCGAGAACAGACCGCCACGCCAUCUCACCGAAUUCCCCGACAACCAUUAGAUUGUCAACACAGGCGGACGGACGGACAAUAGCGCCCAUUCCCCCUCCUUCGCCUUCCUCCCGCUCAAGAGGGAGAUAAUAAAAACACAAUGCCCCCCUUGCGGCCCUGGGGUCCCAUUUUCGAAGAGAUUACUCUCCCGCAGAAUAGAAUGUCAUCGACGGUCUUCUCGAUGCUGCCAACCUCUCUUCAGUCCCGGCUACCGCCCCUGCGGUCUAUCCGCAAGAGCGCGAGCAUGCAAACCCUCACCUCGAGCAGGCAAUCACACACCCGCACCCUGUCAGGACUCGACGACGGCGUCCACCGAAAUAUUACGCAGGCGCGUCUCGUCUCCGAGAGCACGGAAGAGCAGCACAUGAGCCUGGUGGCCACCGAACACCGGACGUACGAGGUGCGUUCGGCAGCCGAGAAGCAUGAGCAGCAGCGGCAACAAACGGAACAGUAUUAUCAGCAACAGCAACAGCAGGCGUCUAGCCAAUCUUCAAACGUAGAUUGGCGCUUCGCCCAGCAAGGACUUGCUUUGAUCGCCGUCGCCCAAGAUGAGCUGAGGCAUCCGUCAAGGCGGCCGGCAGUCGAUUUUGAGAGGAAAGCGUUUCUCGACGGCGUCGAGUACAUCCUCAAGGCCCUUCCCAGCGACCUCAACGAACACGAGCUUCACCGACUCCGCACGUCGACACCCUCCAAUUUCAUCCCGCCACCAAGUCCGGGCGGCCGGGCGUAUUCCCCCUCGCGGGGUGCGAACAACGGCAGAUCGAUUCUUCACCGGGGCGUCCAAAUCGCAGUCGUCAACAUCUUCAUCCUCAUCCACCUGGCGCUGCCGUACAUCAUCCUCAUGCUGCGGUUAGCGGCCCGCACGGAGAGGGAGUACCGGAUAUCGGAGAACCUUGUGGGCGCGGGCAUGGGUCUCGCCAACGCGAUCGGCAGCAAGGGAAUGCGCAUAACCGGGGCACUGUACAACGUCGGCGACGGCAGGCUCGGGCAGGCUCUCACAGAGGCUGUUGCCUGGACGGUUGAGGGCCUCACGGGAGGUCUAUCCGAUGGUGUCGGCGAGGGUCUGUCCAUCGUGGCGCCCAAGAGACAAUGAGACGACCGGUAAUGAGGACAUUUGACGCACUAUGAUAUGGGGAUUUCAUCAUAUUUUUUCGGGUUUAGACUUUCGGCGUAUAUCUCCGUUUCCUUAUCUCUGGUUAGGUAUGGUUGCUGCAAACGCAGGUACUUUUUCUAGGUGGAACAUCUCUACUUGAAAGAUUCAGUUAGACCAAGUCUGGGAUGGAGCGGGCUCUACCUGAGCUUUACAAUAGCUCACACUAGCUUGCUGGGUUGAGCUCAGUUGGGAAAGCCUCUUGUCAUUGGCAUCUCACUUGAGAGCUUACUUGACUAUGAGGUUUCCUGCGAUGAUCGAAGAGAUCGGAGUCUCGCCAGCGCAUCGCCAUCAAAUGUUGGUGGUGUGCAACGAUUGGGUUAUAGAGAAACUCAUUUUCGACACUAAUGAAUCAAUGACCUUUG
This is a messenger RNA of Colletotrichum scovillei, 2072 nucleotides long. RefSeq lists its product as uncharacterized. The transcript is spliced from 2 exons. Lineage: Eukaryota; Fungi; Ascomycota; Sordariomycetes; Glomerellales; Glomerellaceae. The record is from RefSeq and is a predicted model, not a curated record. The coding region runs from base 658 to 1650 and encodes 330 amino acids.